Molecule: messenger RNA, 1310 nt
Organism: Blepharisma stoltei
Lineage: Eukaryota; Ciliophora; Heterotrichea; Heterotrichida; Blepharismidae
Source: the annotation of a GenBank genome assembly
AUGCCUUCAUCAUUUACUUCAACCUGUUCCAACUCAGAAGUAGACAGUCUUAAAGAUCUUCUCGAAAACGAGGAAGUCAGAUAUGUUCGGAAAGGAUAUGGUCUGAUCACAGCUAUCAUUAUGGUUGCGUUCAGUUAUUUUAUCCUUCCUUCCUUCAUGCUCCCAAUUUACAAGCUUCUCCCCUACGAAAACAAAUAUAUGAUGUAUGGAGGGGGAUGUGUCAUUAUCCAUGAACUCACAUAUAUUCUCGCUAAUCUUGUGAUGUACUUAAUUUACCAUGCUGAAUUGCCAUUUUUUGAGCGCUAUAAAAUUUCGAAUGACCCAUGGCCAUGGAAGAAAAACCCAGAACUCUGGAAGGUGCAGCUAAAAAAGACUAUUAAAAAUUUGCUGUUUAAUAAUCUUAUUGUGGUUCCUCUGGUGGCUUCUCCAUCAUUCUUUAUUGAGCCUAGCAUUGAAACAUCAAUUGAAGCUUUUCCUACAUGAAAACAAUUAAUUCCUCAGACAAUAUUUUUUAUGCUGGUAGAAGACACAACAUUUUAUUGGCUUCACCGUCUCCUUCACACUCCAAGAUUUUAUGGAGCAAUACAUAAAAAGCAUCAUGAGUAUAUCAAUACAAUUGGAAUUGCUUCAGAAUAUGCACAUCCCUUACUCCCCCUCAGUGGGUGAGCAAAACUAUUAGAAAAAUCGCUACUUUUUGCCCAAAAACCCACCUUCCGCGAGCGAAUAAAAUUUUUCUAAUAGAAAAAUAUUUUAUGGAAAAAAAUUUUGAUAUAUAAGUGAUACUUAGUAUAAUGAAAUCUCGAGCUAAUUCUGUUUAAUUCUAAACAAAUUGCGUUUUAAAAACAUUAAUUUUAUAAUUUGCUCUCUAAUUUUUGGAAUAAGGAUUGUUUUAAAUUUCGAAAAAAAAUUCUAUAAAAUUUGUAUAUAAAUUUUUUUUAAAAAAAAUUCACCCCUCCGUGAGCGAACAAAAUUUUUUUGUUCACUCACGGAGGGAAAGGGAGUUAGAAUUUGCUUUUGGAAAUUUACUGCCAGCAGCUAUAGGGCCUUUGCUACUUGGAAAUUGUCAUAUAUAUACAAUUUAUAUGUGGAAUGUAAUCAGAUUGUUAGAAACAACUGAUGGGCAUUCAGGAUAUGAUUUUUCAUGGAGUGCUUUUAGGCUAUUGCCAUUUUCUGGAAGUGCCAAUUAUCACAAUUUUCAUCACUCUCACAAUGUGGGGAAUUAUUCUUCAUUUUUUACAUACUGGGAUACAAUUUGUAAGACCAACACCCAUUACUGGAGGUAUCUCUCUGCAAAAGAGAAAAGUGAAUAA